UCGCAGUGCGCUGUACUCAGAAAGGGCAGUGCACUCGCUCAUCGUCGUGUUGGUCUGGUUCAUUUUGUUCGGUUAUAGGAUAACGCAAAACCAUGAAAGAGAGAAGAAACGCACAGCCAUUGGUGGUCAGAUGUAAACUGGUGCUGGUUGGGGAUGUUCAAUGCGGGAAAACUGCGAUGUUACAGGUUUUGGCAAAGGAUUGUUAUCCAGAGACGUAUGUGCCCACAGUAUUUGAGAACUACACAGCCUGUCUGGAGCUCGACGACCAGCGUGUUGAAUUGAGUUUAUGGGACACAUCAGAUCCAGCUCGUAAGAGUCAUUUAUUAGGGAAUUGUUUAGACUUUGCUGGUUGCACUCAAAUGGAGUUUGUGCAUCUCUUAUCACAGGGCUCUGCCAUGGCCAAACAGUUGGGCGCUGAGGCUUAUCUGGAGUGUUCGGCCUUCACCUCUGAGAAGAGCAUCCACAGCGUGUUCCGCACAGCUGCGCUGGCUUGCAUCAACAAGCUACAGCCGCUCGCCAAACCCAGCCCGACCCGCCGGCUGUCCAAACGCCUGCUCCACCUGCCCAGCAAGUCCGAGCUCCUCUCCUCCACCUUCAAGAAGGAGAAGGCCAAGAGUUGCUCUGUAAUGUGAGUGGAGAACUUCACCCCCCCCAUAACAAACGCUACACCAUUCCCUGCGCUUUGGUCUGGGGAAGGAGGGGUGGGUUCCGAUUGCCACAUCAAUGACGUGUGGAAUCCUUCCUCACCCCCCAAAGAAACACCUUUCAGAACAAGUGGACACCUCGCUGUCCUCCUUGUCCUGAGCUCUUCAACAGUGCAUAUGUAUUUUCAGUACUGUAUCUUGCUUUUAAACGAGAUUUGAUCAUCAGCCGUCAUCUAUUCACUUCUUGUUAUCAAGAGAUUUGCUGUCAUUGGGUCAGUUGAACCUCGGAAUGAUUCAACUAAAUAGGAAACAUGUUUAAAAAAGGUUCUAAUGUUCAAUGUAAGCUAUUCGAUCUAUAAAUACAAGAUCUCUAGUGUAAGCUUCAAAAUAAAUACCUACAGAAUGCACUAAAAUUGUGAAGCUGGGGCUGUUGUGGAGCUGUGCACAAGGCCGGGUCAUGUAGAGGAGAAGGCGGCCCAUUUGGCAUUGUCACGCUUGUUGAAUUUGCUGCAGUGUAGGAAGCGAAAUGUGAUUAAGUGAGAGCCGCCCAUAUCUGAACGCUACGAUGGAGGAAUAGAAG
Sinocyclocheilus anshuiensis is the source of this 1224-nucleotide messenger RNA. RefSeq names its product rho-related GTP-binding protein Rho6-like. The record is from RefSeq and is a predicted model, not a curated record. Gene Ontology annotation, biological process: small GTPase-mediated signal transduction. The transcript is spliced from 4 exons. Gene Ontology annotation, molecular function: GTP binding; GTPase activity. The coding region runs from base 93 to 632 and encodes 179 amino acids. Lineage: Eukaryota; Metazoa; Chordata; Actinopteri; Cypriniformes; Cyprinidae.